Danio rerio (zebrafish) is the source of this 1553-nucleotide messenger RNA. RefSeq names its product zgc:64106. The record is from RefSeq and is marked validated. Lineage: Eukaryota; Metazoa; Chordata; Actinopteri; Cypriniformes; Danionidae.
CACUCGGUCUACGGUCGGCAAAUCGCUUAGCCUAAAAGUAAACCGAGGAUUUUGACGGAGGCACAUCGGCUCGUUAAAUGAACUGGGAGUGGAGUGACUUAUAUUCCCAUCCGUUAUGGAUGGUUUCAUCGGUGAUAUUGGCUCUAGUCGUGCGCGCGCAACGCAAGUCAUUGUGGAACCCGCGCGCUUGUCUCGUGAGGUUAAAAGGGAAAACUGCGAUUGUGACUGGAGCAAACACAGGGAUCGGCAAGUUCAUCGCUCUUGACUUUGCCCGUCGCGGGGCUCGGGUGAUUCUGGCCUGUCGCAGCGAGGCUCGUGGAACUGCAGCGCUGAAAGAAAUCAGAGAAAGCACUGGAAACCAUGAUGUGCACCUGCGCCUGCUUGACACCUCCUCCAUGGAGUCUGUGCGGAAGUUUGCAGCACAGAUAUUGAAGGAAGAGAAGGAAUUGCACAUCUUGGUCAAUAACGCUGGGGCCUCAGGCUUACCCAUACAGAUCACAGCAGAUGGGUUGGAAAUCACAUUUGCAACCAACCAUGUUGGACCAUUCCUGCUCACCAGUUUGCUUUUAGACCUUUUAAAGAAAUCCGCCCCGGCUCGCAUUGUAAAUGUUGCAUCCGCAAUGCACUGGAAAGGUGACGUGGACUUCGCCCAUUUCCAUGGGGAGAAACUAAACCAUGGGGUGAAUCGUGUGUACAACCACACCAAGCUGCACAAUGUCAUCUGGACCAACGAGUUGGCACGCAGGCUUCAGGGCACAGGAGUGACAGCAAACUCUCUGCAUCCGGGUGUAGUUAUGACGGAAGUGAUGAGGAACUAUAACUUCAUUUUACGAUUGCUCUUCAACUUGAUCGGCUUUUUCUUCUUCAAAACCGCAGAGGAGGGAGCGUUCAGUCCGAUAUACUGUGCAGUGGCAGAGGAAAAUGAAGGAAUAACAGGAAAAUACUUUGACAGUGAUUGUUCCCUGGUUCUGCCAGCACCUCCCGCCAGAGAUCCUGCUCUUGGAGUGAAGGAAUAUGAGUUCUGUGAGAGACUGAUUGCUAAACUGUAAACACCUAGUUCACAGAAUGAUCUUUUCCAUAACGAACAGCUCAAAUUUGGUAAUUUAAUAGCGUUGUAAAGAACACACUGAAAUAUCAGGUCGCCGCAGCUGUUACUGAUUGUUGUAGCUCUGGCCUUUAUACAGAGCAGAGCCACCCAGUAAAGUGGUUGUAUUUGAUGUUACCUUAGCAAUGUGAUUAGUCUUUUUCAAACUUAUUAUGAACAGAAUGAAGGAGCGCUGUAUGAAUGUAAUGUGAAAAGAGCACAGUCCGGUUCCAGAAGUAAAAAAAUAGAUUUUUACAUUUACUGUUAAAAUGUUGAAGGAAUAUCUGAAGUUGUCAAUUGUUUGUAUAAGCUUUAGUUGACUCAUCUGCUCGCACUGAUUUCACUUUUUUUAAACAAAGUUUAAUAGAAGAAUUUGUGCAAAGAACUACAUUGUCCACCUCCCAUGAAUCGCUGCUAAUGAAAUGAUGUAUUCGCUCUGUAACAUGUUAAAAGAAUAUAUAGCAGAAUA